GGCAUUGUUUUUGUCAUCUCCCUCUGCAUCACUUCGUCUAAUCAAAUAUCUCUCUCCAUUUUCAAUUUCCUUUGAACUGCUAAGAGAGGGAGAGUAAGAUAUUUCCUACUCCAGCCAUGGAAAACCCUAAGGUUCAGGAGAUUAUAGAGAAACAAGUGCUUAUGGUAGCAAAGGCCACGGAGGAUAAGCUAGAUUAAGAGAUCAUCGCACUUGAGCGUCUUGAUGUCAAUGAUCUGGAAGCACUAAGAGAGAGGUGCAUAAAACAAAUGAAGAAAAUGGCGGAGAAGCGCAAUCACUGGAUCUCCCUUAGCCAUGGCAAGUACUCUGAGAUCCCCUCUGAGAAAGACUUCUUCUUCAUUGUUAAAGCCAGUGACCAUGUUGUUUGUCAUUUCUAUAGCAAGAAUUGGGCCUAUAAGAUAAUUCUGAUAGACAAGCACUUGAGUAUACUGGCAAAGCGACACAUAGAAACACGUUUUGUGAAAAUUCAUGCUGAUAAAAGUCCAUUUUUGGCUGAGAGACUCAAGAUUAUUAUUCUUCCAAUGUUUGCCCUUAUAAAGAAUGCUAAAGUGGAUGAUUAUGUGGUGGGGUUUGAUGAACUUGGUGGAACAGAUGAGUUUAGCACAGAGGAUUUAGAGAAGAGGUUUGCUAAAGCUCAUGUCAUCUUUUUUGAGGGUGAAUCAUCUCUAAAUCCAUCGAGAUCUAGCACACAAACCAGGAGGAGUGUUAGGCAAAGUGAAAGCCAUGACUCAUUAGAUUCAGACUGA
Hevea brasiliensis (rubber tree) is the source of this 764-nucleotide messenger RNA. Its product is annotated as thioredoxin domain-containing protein 9 homolog. The record is from RefSeq and is a predicted model, not a curated record. Lineage: Eukaryota; Viridiplantae; Streptophyta; Magnoliopsida; Malpighiales; Euphorbiaceae. Gene Ontology annotation, cellular component: cytoplasm. Bases 267 to 764 code for a protein of 165 amino acids. Gene Ontology annotation, biological process: microtubule cytoskeleton organization. The transcript is spliced from 4 exons.